CAUUGGCCAGUUCGUGUCCUCCACCAUGGCCACAGCAGGAAUUUAAGGAUGCACCUUGACCACUCACAGACCACACCAGAAGGGUUCCAUCCAAAACAAACUGGGGUUGUCAUCGUCAGUUAUUGUGUGAAUCGAAGAGUCACUGUCGUGGUGCAACCAUAACCUGAUGAUUUGAAGGAUUAUAGUUUUGCUGUAAAAAAAAAGGGGAUUAUCAAAUAUCUAUUAGAUUCAUUAUUUUCUUGGGCUUCAGUUUUUGUCUCACAACUUCAAUUGGAUUACUACGGAGAUUCCUAAUAUUUUCCUUUCUACGUGAAAGUUUUGGAUUAUCGUUCCAACCUGAACCUGUCCUUCAACAUCAGACAGGUCUCCCUUCUUAUCUCGGCCCACAGGAACAACUUACAGGAGAURYACCUGAUAAUAACUCACCAACGCACCCUYGAAAGGCCAAGCCAUACCUGUCUGUCUAAUACAACAACCUUCGCAUAACCUACUCCUAUGAAUCGCAGUAGUCCACCUUAUUUUUUUGCCCAGAACUUUCCUUCUUUGAACCUACCAAUAUUCUUUCCUCAUCCUUCACUGCUAUCUCUCUCUACUUGAUUAUCUCAACAUCUCCUCCCUCUGUCCUUUUCUCUAUCCUCUCGCUUUCUCUCUGUGUGCUGUGUUGUUUGUUGUGAGCACCAGCCAUGGUGCUGCUGAAGCUGCAGUUCCCUCUGCAGAGGCGUGUGCGUCUGGCCCAGGGUCUGUGGCUGCUGUCCUGGCUGGCCGUGCUGGCUGGGGCCUUCACCUUCUCCCUGGGAGUGUACCUCAAGACCGAGCUGCUCCGCAGGGCAGAGGUGAUGGAUAACACAGAGAUCCACGUGGUGCCCAACAUCUUGAUGCUGGUGGGCUUGGUAACCAUGGGGAUCAACCUGUUUGCUGGGCGGGUGUGUCAGGACUCCCUGGACUCUGCCCGGUUCCCCCCCUGGAAGCCCUUCCUGCUGCCCUGGUAUGGCCUGGCCUGGAUGGUGUGUGUCUGGUUGCUGUCUGCUGUGGUGCUCAGCUAUGCCCUGCAGGGACACCUCGAGGAGUCACUCAAGGUAAGGGCCUCUGGGGGACUCCUCUCCAGUCGUGUGCGUAGCAACGUGGACGGUCGUUACCUGAUGGAUGGAGUCCCCUUCAGCUGCUGUAACCCCGGCUCCCCUCGGCCCUGCCUCCAGAACCACCUGACUGACAACGCUGCUCACUACAACUAUGAGCACCAGAGUGAGGAGCUGAACCUGUACAACCGCGGCUGCAGACAGGCGCUGGUCGACUAUUACAUGGGCCUCAUGAACACCAUCGGCCCUGGGAUUCUGUCGGUCAUCUCCCUGCAGAUAUCAGUGUUGGUGAGCCUGCGGUACCUGCASACGUCUCUGGAGGGCGUGGACCCGGAGAACCCCGAAGCUGAUAGCGAGGGCUACAUCCUGGCGAAGGGGGUUAAGGAGACCCUGAUGGAUGUCAAGACCACUGUGUUCAAACUGCUGCAGUUCGGACAGGUGGAAGCAGGUGACGAGGCAGAKGCUGGGGCGGACGGCGAGAAGGCAGCCACGUCCAGCUAGAUGAAAGAUAAUAUAUAACCAUAUAUGGGUUUGAGAAGGGGAGUGAGGCUGCUUUGUCARGUGACAUGGUGGUCUUGCCUGUCACCAGGCUAAUGGUGGGCUAGCUAGCGCUCUGUGUUGGGUUUGACACAGGCACUGAUCUUUUUGGCUUGAUUUAUACUGCAACAAUGUAUGAGCACUAAAAUACAUAGGGAAUCUUAUCAUGAAUCUUAUUUUAUCAUGCUCCGCACAGACUAGACAUGACAAGAUCUAACAAUCCAGAGGUUUUUUAAUUUGACAGAAUUUGUAAUUAUAAUCUUUGAGACACAAUGUUGUGUCCUGUUGCUCCUGAUGGACAAUACAUCAAGUUGAGGGGGAGGGUGAUGUUUCAUGUGGUGGAGAACAAUCAAAGUCAAACUACUGAAAGGCACCCAAGAACACACACAUACAUUUUGUAAAUAUWCAAAAACAAUAUUCACAUACUGGUACAUGAGUAAAUGAAAAAUCACACACACUUUGAAGUAAACUGAUGUUCUGAUCUUUGAUUCGGAUCAGACAAAAUCUAAAUCACACAGGUAACAACUUAAUAAUACAAACAUUCACCCCGUYUGAAGAAGGCCUACAGUCAAUUGAAUGCUGGACUGGCUAGAGUUUGUUAACGCACUGCUAAGUAACAUGUGAAGUUGGCAUCUGGCAUUGAGUAUAUUAAAGUUAGUUGCUUUUAAUGGA
This is a messenger RNA of Salvelinus sp. IW2-2015, 2285 nucleotides long. Lineage: Eukaryota; Metazoa; Chordata; Actinopteri; Salmoniformes; Salmonidae. The record is from RefSeq and is a predicted model, not a curated record.